AUGGUCGCCUCAACGAUUCUCCCGGCCUUCCGAGUUUUUGUGUUCGGGCACUGCUGGCACUUUGCACUUGCUGGCCUUCAACCACUGCAUGGUGGUCACGACAGGGCAUGUCGCGGCAUUUCUCACAGCGGAGCUUGGGAAGUUGGUGCUGCCAACGCGGUAGAGGGCUGGACUGCUAACAGCUUGGAACAAUGCAAAGACAUUUGUACGGGCACGUGUCAGGCUAUACAGUACGUUGCCUCGAGAAGUAUCUGCAGAAUUUGGAACAUACCAGUCCUUCACUCUGUGAGCCAGCCGGGGUCACAAUGCUGGGUGAAUCCAGCUGGCACAAGUUCUGCCCUCACCACCUUGAAGCCGAAGCUCUCUCACUGCCUAUCUGUUGCAAAAGCCGGCUGCGGUGCGAUUACCAACAGGUACAAUUGCUUGAGCAGCAAAGAGGAGGUCGGCUCGGAUCCUUGUGUAUGGUGUGGAGGUGGCGACUGCCACGGCGAUUCACAUUCAGGGUGCACUUCUUUUUCUAUGCUGGGAAAGACAACAGCGAACACAGUGGCAGCAAAUGCUUUCGAGCGCAUUGGCGCCCUCGAGGUGGCCCACUGUGUAGCGGCAUCACCAGCAGCCGACCAGACUCCAGUCGCGCAAGGAAUGGCCCCGAAUCUUCCACACGCGAGCGCGAGCACCAGCACCAGUGGCACUGCCGGUGACACAAGUGCAGUGCUUGGGAGUGCCGCUCCUCCGACGGCCUUGAACACUAGCAUUGGUGCAGAUUGUUUGGCGCCUGCCCCAUCGUGCGGCGCGAUCAAGGACAAGCUCAUUUGCUUGAGCAGCAAGGAUGGACGGCUAGGCCUACAAGAGCAUGGCCUGCGCAUUGGUGGAGAAGCUUGCGUGUGGUGUGGCGGCGAGCCUUGCACGAGUAUCAAUGACAACCUCUGCGAGCCGUAUGACUGGCUUCAGCGCGGCGAAGGGCUGGCUUUCACAAAAGCUUCAGCACCGGAAACCCGCAAAACCGCACAGUGUUACCAUGACCACGGAACAUCGUUCGAUAUCGGUGAAGUGCAGUGUUUGCUGCCCCAGCCAGAAGGAUGCAACAAGAUUCGGGAGAAGGAAAAAUGCUUGACCAGCAUGGAUGGCCGACCAUUCCUCACUGUUGCGGGCUUCAAAGUGCUGUCCCAGCCCUGCGUUUGGUGCGGGGGGACUCCUUGUCAUGAGAACAAUGAUAACUUGUGCGAGCCUUAUGACUUUGUAAAGAAUGGCGCUGGUCAUGCAUUCCGAAGCCUACCUGGGCCCAUGGUUUGCGAAUGUCAUUCCAAUGCUGUGCAGACACAGCGUUUCGCAAUGCACGCUGAGGCGGGAGGUGCAUCACAGGGUGCCCCACAUGCAGCAACCCUGCAGCCGGUGCAGCCGAAACUUGGCGAACCCAACAGCGCAGCACCCGCGGCUUCUGUUGCUGCACCAAAUCUGCAAAACAUUGGCCUCGAUUGCUGGUAUGAGUGCAAACAAAAAUCCGGGUUUUGUGACUACUGUGGACUCGGCAACGCUUGCUGCCGGAAUGGCUAUCAGGCAGAAUCCCCGAAGGAAUGCCAAGGCAACUUGAAAUUCACAACCUGGCACCAUGAAUGCAUCGUGCCUGAUCGCUCAGCUGCACCAGCUGCAGCUGCUGCGCCACCACCAACAGCUGCUGUGCCACCACCGGCUGCUGCUUCUGCUGGCACCAGCCCCGCUGCCCCACAUGCAGCAACCCUGCAGCCGGUGCAGCCGAAACUUGGCGAACCCAACAGCGCAGCACCUGCCGCUGCUGCUGCCACUCCAAGUUUGCAGCACAUUGGCCUCGAUUGCUGGUAUGAGUGCAAUCAAAGAUCGGGGUUCUGUGACUACUGUGGACAAGGCAAUGCUUGCUGCCGGAAUGGCAAACAGGCAGAAUCCCCGACGGAAUGCCAAGGCAACUUGCAAUUCACAACCUGGCACCAUGAAUGCGUCGUCCCUGAUCGCUCAGCUGCUGCUGGUGCUACCCCCACUGCCCCUCACGCAGCAACCCUGCAACCGAACCAACUAGGCAACCCAAACGGGGCGUCACCAGCCGCUUCUGUGCCACCAGCGGCAGCUGGUGAAAGCCACGACUCGGCUAUGGCCGCCGCAGGGGCUGCAGCCCAAGCAGCCGCCACGGCCGCAGGCAAGUCGGGCGAGGCCUUGAUUGCAUCGAUCACAGAGGCCGUUUCGAAAGCUGCAGCUUCCGCAGGGAUGAGUGCCGACCAGCAGAAGCAAGAAGCGGUAAAAGCAGCCCGCACGUAUGCCGCAGCUGCAGGCCUUUCAGUUGCGGAUGCAGAAAGUGCGGCACUUCAUGCAUUGGACGCCGCCCAGAACAAAGAAUUUCAGACUGCCGGUGUUGCAAUGCCACCAGCACCAACUAUAAGUCCCGGAGUCCAGGCCGCAAUGCCAACGAUCAAGCCCGUUGUCCAAGCAGCUGGUGCCGCUGCUGCUGCCACUCCAAGUUUGCAGCACAUUGGCCUCGAUUGCUGGUAUGAGUGCAAUCAAAGAUCGGGGUUCUGUGACUACUGUGGACAAGGCAAUGCUUGCUGCCGGAAUGGCAAACAGGCAGAAUCCCCGACGGAAUGCCAAGGCAACUUGCAAUUCACAACCUGGCACCAUGAAUGCGUCGUGCCUGACCAUUCGAAAAACGCUUACGAGCAGAUUGCACUUGCAGCCGAAGCCGCAGCAAAGUCAGCUGCCGCAAGCGGUGCCACAGCUGCAGAGCAAGCACAACAAGCAUCUGCAGCCCUUGGAGAGUAUGCCAAGAAAAUUGGGGUGCCACCGGAAGUCGCUGCCAAAAUUGCAGGUGCUGGAGUUCAGGCCCCCGACGCCAGUCACUCACCUGCAGCGCAUGCAGACAUGACUGGCGAAGUUAAAGCUGCAACUGCGGCCGUGGAGGCAGCAGCUUCGUCGAAUGGUACCCCGCAACAGCAGCUAGCACAGGUUGCCGAAGCAGCCGCAAAGAAGGCUGCAGAAUCUGGCCAAGGCUUUCAACAACAGGCAGAGGCUGCAGCAAUCGCAGCAGGCACUGUUGCUGCAAAGAUCGGAGUGCCGGCCGCAGAUGCUGUCCACAUGGCGGCAGAAGGGGCUGCCAGCGCGGCGCUGGCAGCUGGUGAAAGCCACGACUCGGCUAUGGUAGCCGCAGGGGCUGCAGCCCAAGCAGCCGCCACGGCCGCAGGCAAGUCGGGCGAGGCCUUAAUUGCAUCGAUCACAGAGGCCGUUUCGAAAGCUGCAGCUUCCGCAGGGAUGAGUGCCGACCAGCAGAAGCAAGAAGCGGUAAAAGCAGCCCGCACGUAUGCCGCAGCUGCAGGCCUUUCAGUUGCGGAUGCAGAAAGUGCGGCCCUUCAUGCAUUGGACGCCGCCCAGAACAAAGAAUUUCAGACUGCCGGUGUUACGAUGCCACCAGCACCAACUAUAAUUCCCGGAGUCCAGGCCGCAGAUGCUGUCCACAUGGCGGCAGAAAGGGCUGCCAGCGCGGCGCUGGCAGCUGGUGAAAGCCACGACUCGGCUAUGGUAGCCGCAGGGGCUGCAGCCCAAGCAGCCGCCACGGCCGCAGGCAAGUCGGGCGAGGCCUUGAUUGCAUCGAUCACAGAGGCCGUUUCGAAAGCUGCAGCUUCCGCAGGGAUGAGUGCCGACCAGCAGAAGCAAGAAGCGGUAAAAGCAGCCCGCACGUAUGCCGCAGCUGCAGGCCUUUCAGUUGCGGAUGCAGAAAGUGCGGCACUUCAUGCAUUGGACGCCGCCCAGAACAAAGAAUUUCAGACUGCCGGUGUUGCAAUGCCACCAGCACCAACUAUAAGUCCCGGAGUCCAGGCCGCAAUGCCAACGAUCAAGCCCGUUGUCCAAGCAGCUGGUGCCGCUGCUGCUGCCACUCCAAGUUUGCAACACAUUGGCCUCGAUUGCUGGUAUGAGUGCAAUCAAAGAUCGGGGUUCUGUGACUACUGUGGACAAGGCAAUGCUUGCUGCCGGAAUGGCAAACAGGCAGAAUCCCCGACGGAAUGCCAAGGCAACUUGCAAUUCACAACCUGGCACCAUGAAUGCGUCGUGCCUGAUCGCUCAGCUGCACAAGCUGCAGCAGCGGCUGCACCACCACCAGCUGCUGCAAUGCCGACUGCUCUGCCUGUAAAUUCAAAGGUGGGUGCAGCGACAUCGAUCGUUCCCGCCACGGGAAAGAAUGAAACCCUGCCCACUCCAGAAAAGCUUGCCUUGCAAGCGGCCAUGAAAGCUGCGGCCACAUCUCCAGAAGCUGCACAAAGCGCAGCUGAAAAUGCCGCCUUGAAUGCAGGCAGCUCACCAGAGCAAGCUGCAGAGAUUGCACGGGCUGCUGCUUAUGCUGCGACGGGGGGUGCUGUCGUUGCACAUGCAAGUGCUAGCAUUGCACCGCUCGAAGAAAAGACAGGAUCCCAAGGCAAAAGCAGUACCGGCAACACUGGAAAAUCUGGCAACGAGCCCAGGCCUGCAGAGGUCGAUGCAGCGGAAGCCGGAGCUGAAGCUGCCCGAGGCGCAGCUGCCGAAGGAAAGACGCCUGCAGAGCAGGCAAAGGCAGCUGCCGAAGCAGCAGGGAAAGCUGCUAUGAAUGGAGGCAUGUCGCUUGUCGGAGCGGAGGAGGCAGCAAGGCAUGCUGCAAAGGAUGCGGGCCUGGAUUCCGAGGAGGCUGCUCGCGUGGGCACACUGGCUGCCGAGGAAGCUGCUUCGUCGGGCGCAUUCACGGCACGUGACAUCGUGGUCAGGUCAACGCCUAAACAACAGAAAAACCUCGGCGGCGUGGAGUCUUCACAGCCGGGUGAGCCUCUGAUAAAGGCCAAAGAGGGCGGCCAUGAUGAGACGCAGGGUAUGGCAAUGGCAGCAGAUGCAACAAGUUGCUCUGGAGAUCAAUGUCACGGUGACGAUGGCCGCCUUGGACGUAUCUGGUUCUGGCCAUGCGUGGCCGCAGCUAUUCUGGCGGUGCUGGCAUGCUGCGCGACCUACAUGCACGCGUCUAAGCAGGGAGGCAAAGCUGACCGAAGCGUGUCUGUAGAACUCCCCAGAUCUUCUGGCGAUGUGGAGAAGCCAGAGGAAGCACCUUUGAUGCAGCAAUACGGCCCCGCAAUGCUCCCAGCACCGCUGCUGGCAGCUGCAGCUGCAAGCCAACAAGGCAGCAGGGCACAGGGGUCGGCUACACAGGCUUUACCUGAAGGAGGCUAUGUCUAUGCAGAACCAUCGCCAUACCUGCUUCCUGACGGGGCUGUUCCUGUCACUGUUCCUGAGCCAUUCUACGCAAAUGCACCGGGCAGUCCGACUUCCUAUGCCAAGACAGGCACGCCUAGAGCUGGAGUUCAAAUGGGCAUCGCCAGUCCAGCUGACGCAGCCUAUGUGCAAACCGGCAUGCCUGCAAUGGGAGCUCAAAUGGGUGUUGCGGGUCUGCCAGCCAACUAUGUGCAAACCGGCAUGCCUACAAUGGGAGCUCAAAUGGGUGUUACAGGUCUGCCAGCCAAUUAUGUCCAAACCAACAUGCCUACAACGGGAGCUCGAAUGGGUGUUGCAGGUCUGCCAGCCAAUUACGUGCAAGCCGGCAUGCCUACAACAGGAGCUGCUGCGGGUCUAGCAGCGGCAGCUGCUCCAGUGUCCACCAGCCAGGCAAGCUAUGCGCAAACUGGCAUGCCCACAGCCGGAGCUCAAAUGAGUGUUGCAGGUCUGCCAGCAAAUUAUGUGCAAACCGGCAUGCCUACAACAGGAGCUCAAGCGGCCAUCGCAGGUACGCCAGCCCUCUCCUAUUUGCAAACCGGCAUUCCUACAACGGGAGCUCAAGUGACUGCUGCGGGUCUCGCAGCGGCAGCUACUCCAGUGUCCACCAAUGCAAGCUAUGCGCAAAUCGGCAUGCCCACAACCGGAGCUCAAAUGGGCAUCGCAGGCCCACUGCCAGCAGCAUCAGCCACUCCAGCCUCUGCUUAUGUGCAAACAGGCAUGCCUUCAAUGGGAGCUCAACAGGGUGUUGCGGGUCUUCCAGCUACAGUGGCAGCUACUCCUUUGUCCACCUACGCACAGACUGCAAAGCCAGGCAUGCGCGCAGCUUCACCGGCGGCAACAGGUCAAUUCGUGCCAAAUGCGCAAUCAGUUAGCCCCGGACUGGGAGGAGCGGGAGGAGCGGGAGCAGCGCCCGCAAAGUCACAAGCAGCUUCAUCAGCCAUGGACCUCUUCGAUGCACUAGAUGUGAAUGGAGACGGCGUCUUGGAUGCGGCAGAGUUUGCUCAACUCCAAACGUUGGGUGCCAGCCCCUCACGCAGAACGGCCCCAGCUGUGCCGAGCGAGCCAGUAGCAUCCAAGUCUGGGGUCUUCCAAAAGCGCUGA
Symbiodinium natans is the source of this 6348-nucleotide messenger RNA. The record is from the annotation of a GenBank genome assembly. NCBI's taxonomy places the organism in Eukaryota, Dinophyceae, Suessiales, Symbiodiniaceae.